AUGGCUCGCCGAGGGGAUACUCGCUCACCAUCACCUGUAGGCAGCACAUACUCUUCAUCACGACGGCGCCGAGAGGAUGAUCGUUAUGACAGAAGCAGGCGGGAUGAUGGGCGCAGCUACCGCCGAUCCCGCAGCCCAGAAGUAAGUCAGACGCAUUCCCAACCCACCUUGCACAGGCAAGUCGCUGACCUUGGCAACUCACAGCGUCGAUACCGCGGUGGCCGUGGAGAUCCUCGUGACAGAGAUGGGUACCGACGUCGCGAUCGCUCGGUAGACCGCCGCGAUGAAGACAGCUAUCGGCCUCCUCGCAGGGAGAGAUCUCGAGACCGCCGUCGAUCCCGAGACAGAAAUGACGAUCGUGAUUACCAUCGUGACAGAGAUAUUCGGCCCAGGCGAGAUGACUCCCGCGAGCGCGACCGCCGGAGAGCCGAUGAUUCUGCUGAUGUGAGACCCAAGUUUAGACGGGACGACAGUCGUGACCGUGCCUCAAGUCGACGGUCAAUGUCCAAAUCACGAGAGGUGAGCCACCCCAUCUAUGAUUCCGUGGUAGUAAAUGGGUCUAAUCGCACCCAGCAAUCAAAGCAAUCCACCCCAGCCCCCAGUGGUCCAACCGAUGACGAGAAGAAAAAAGCGGACCGACUAGCCAGAAUUGCGGCUUGGAAGCAAAAGCAAGCUGCCGAGCGCGAAAAGAACCAGCCAACGCAGGCAACCAGUGACCCUAAGAACGCACUGGACGCCAUUGACCGGAAAUCCGCCUUAUCGCCAGCUGCAGGUUCACCUCAGACCCCCGCCACGCCAGCUGAUACCGAACCUCCAGCUUCAUACCCUGGAAAAUUUGACCCAAAGGCCAUUGCCAAGUCAUCAUCCACGAAUUCGGCAGCUCCAGCUGUACUAGGUACUGAUGUUGCUCUGCCGAACUCUGCAAAGUCGUCAUUUGCCCCAGGUACCACCGCACCUCCUGCCAAGCUCUCUGGGCCUUUGAAAGCGAAGGGAAAUGUCAGUGGAUUUGGUCUUGGUGCGAAACAGGUAUCCGACGUAGAAAAACAGUCCGCACCUAAGACUUUGGGUUUCGGCGAUGAAGAAUCCACCCGCAAGAAACUCGAAAAACUCCCAACUCCACCGCUGGAUGACGCCGAUGGGCCCAGCGCACCGGGCGAUGAUGCCGCGGAGGACGAGGAUGUUGAAAUGCAGGAUGAAGGAACAGAAGAAGAUGCUGCUGCGGUUGCACGUGCAGCAGCUGAACGGCGAGACGAACGGCUGCAAAAUCAAGACAAAGACGCCGUCGCGGCGGAUAACGGAACAAAUGCUCAGGGUGACUCUAAUGCCAUGGAUGUUGACGAGGCCGAAGAAAUUGACCCUCUGGAUGCGUUCAUGUCUGAACUAGCAGGCGCACCACCCCCGAAGAAGACUGUCGGGGCUUCCUUCGCAAAGAGAAAGGCCACCCAACAACCUGAGGCGAUGUUUGGGGAUGAUGACGGCGUUGAUUUCACCCCAGUCGGAGACGAAGCUGCCGAGGAUGUCCUAGCCAUCGCGGCCAAUAAAAAGAAGAAGAGGGAGAUUCCUACCGUCGACCAUACCAAAUUGGAAUAUGAGCCAUUUCGGAAACAAUUCUAUACCGAGCCUGCACAUCUUGCCGAAAUGACGGAGGAGGAGGUUGCAAACUUGCGUCUUGAGCUUGAUGGGAUCAAGCUUCGUGGCUCCGGCGUCCCUACCCCAGUUCAGAAGUGGUCACAGUGUGGACUGGGCGUGCAGACACUUGAUGUCAUCCAGAAGCUUGGCUAUGACAAGCUCACUUCAAUCCAAGCGCAGGCGAUUCCCACAAUCAUGUCGGGUCGCGACGUUAUCGGUGUGGCGAAGACUGGAUCAGGUAAAACGGCGGCUUUCUUGAUUCCAAUGUUCCGACACAUCAAGGACCAAAGGCCACUGAGCGGAAUGGAUGGUCCCAUGGGUCUGAUCAUCUCUCCGACUCGUGAACUGGCUACCCAGAUUCACAAAGACUGCAAGCCCUUCUUGAAGGCUCUGGGUCUGCGCGCUGUUUGUGCCUAUGGAGGAGCUCCCAUCAAGGACCAGAUUGCGGAAUUGAAGCGAGGCGCAGAAAUUGUCGUAUGUACCGCCGGUCGUAUUAUCGAUCUUCUCGCUGCCAAUGGAGGCCGAGUUCUCAACUUGCGCCGUGUCACGUACGUCGUCAUUGAUGAGGCUGACCGCAUGUUUGACAUGGGCUUCGAACCUCAAGUCGUCAAGAUCAUGGCGGGCAUCCGACCGGACCGCCAGACUGUCCUCUUCUCCGCAACCUUCCCCAAGAACAUGGAAUCCAUGGCCCGUAAAACACUGAAUGACCCGGUUGAAAUCACCGUCGGAGGCCGAAGUGUUGUCGCUCCUGAAAUCACCCAGCUUGUUGAAGUCCGCAGCCAAGAGUCAAAGUUCGUCCGUCUGCUAGAGUUGCUGGGCAAUCUCUACUCGGACGACGAACAUGAAGACGACCGCACACUGAUUUUCGUCGAUCGCCAAGAGAACGCCGAUGAUCUGCUGAAGGAACUGAUGCGCAAAGGCUAUCCGUGCAUGUCGAUUCAUGGUGGAAAGGACCAGCUUGACCGUGACUCCACAAUUCAGGACUUCAAGGCUGGAAUCUUUCCUAUCUUGGUCGCGACCUCUGUGGCAGCUCGUGGGUUGGAUGUCAAGCAACUGAAACUCGUAGUUAAUUAUGACGCACCCAACCAUCUGGAAGAUUAUGUCCACCGUGCUGGCCGUACUGGUCGUGCUGGAAAUACCGGAACUGCGGUGACGUUCUUGACGGAAGACCAAGAUCGGUAUGCGAAUGAUAUUGCGAAGGCCCUUUGGCAAAGUGGGCAGGAGGUUCCUGAGCCGGUGCAAAAGCUUGUUGAUUCGUUCCAGGAGAAGAUCAAAUCUGGAAAGGAGAAGUCAAUGGUUGGUGGAUUCGGUGGUAAGGGUCUUGACCGGCUUGAUGACAAGCGCGCCAACGAGAGGAAGCGUGAACGGGCCUCUUACAAGACCGGUGAUGGCGAUGAUGACGAGCAGGAGGACAAGGAGACCAAGGAGGAAGAAACAGAGGAACGCUUCAACAAGGCGUUUUCAUCCGUCCAAUCCGCUGCGGCGCCUGCACCCGCUUCCUCGUCGCUUCCGGGCGUGCCCAAGGGCAUUGACCUGGACGGCAAGAUCACCGUCCACCGCACCGAAAAGGACUCCACGGGAGGCAAGAAUGCGCUUGACAAGGUUGGGUCAGCGGUGGCCGACAUUCAUGCACGUCUCAGCCGCGCCGGCGUGAUGAGAUCGGGCGUGCCCAUCGACAACCGUGGUCCAGAUGCAGGCGCCUUCCACGCGACAAUGGAAAUUAAUGACUUCCCCCAAAAAGCACGUUGGGCUGUUACCAACCGCACAAACGUGGCCAAGAUCUUGGAAUCUUCCGGAACCUCGAUUACCACAAAGGGCAAUUUCUACGCAAAUGGAAAGGAGCCCGCUGUGGGAGAGCUUCCCAAGCUGUACAUUCUGGUUGAGGGUGAGACGGAAAUUUCGGUUACCAACGCCAUGCGGGAGCUCAUGCGUCUGCUGAAGGAGGGUACUAUUGCAGCUGCCGACAGCGAGGCUCGUGCUCCUGCCAGUGGCCGCUACAAUGUUGUUUAA
Molecule: messenger RNA, 3639 nt
Organism: Penicillium olsonii
Lineage: Eukaryota; Fungi; Ascomycota; Eurotiomycetes; Eurotiales; Aspergillaceae
Source: the annotation of a GenBank genome assembly